This is a messenger RNA of Ostertagia ostertagi, 462 nucleotides long. Lineage: Eukaryota; Metazoa; Nematoda; Chromadorea; Rhabditida; Trichostrongylidae. The record is from the annotation of a GenBank genome assembly.
AUGUUCAAUACUCGUCAUCUUCGGAUAUCAACCGCUUGCCUCCUUCUGUCGUUUUGGCUGAUAUGGAUUACUGUGCUAGCGGAGUUUCUGUUUUCUUACUCCGUCUGGCCAUUGGAGACAUGUUUGAGUUCAGCCGAGUGUUCGGCCUUCUCGUUCAUUGUUGGAGUACAAGCCGCGGUGUUAUUAAUUGGGACAGCUGGUUGGAUCUGCAGCUCACCUACGCUGACGACAGUCUUGAUAGUACCACCUCUAUGCUUCGGUGGUGCUGUCACUGGGGUAAUGGUCAGUCUUUGGAUCGUGGAUUUAAAUGAACAUGGAGAACAAUAUUUAACGACUCCGCGUUUCUAUGCUUCUUUUGCCUUUGGAUAUUAUAUCAUAUACGCCGUUAUUGUUAUUGGAAAAUACUGCCACUACCUAAAGGCUCUACAACUCAUCAGAAGCCGAAACCGUUUCAACGUUGAC